AUGUCUCUCUAUACCAAACUCACGAUCGAUGACCACAUUUUCAACAUCCCCAACGACCCCGUCAAGAGCUUCCGCUUUAUCCGUGAGCAGAUAAUCACCUCCUACCGCGCCGUGACAGCCGGCAAGUCGACUCCUCGAGACUUGGCAUUUAUUUUCGGUACUGCUACGGAGGUCGCCACUACAGAGAUUCCCACUAUGGAGAUAGCGACCGCGGAGGCCAUCACUACGGAGGGCGCCACUACGAAGGUUACUACUACGCAGACUACGACGGAGGUUCCAACUAUGGAGGUAGGGACUACGAAGAUUAAUACUACAAAGGUCACCAGCAUGGAGGUUGCCACUAUAGAGAAUACUGCUACGGGGGUUGCUACUAUGGAGGCCACCGGUGGCGGGGGUGCCCAUAAUGAGGAAGUUGGAAUUUCAUCACAAGGUCGGAAACGAAAGCGCGCGAUCUUUGUGGAAAACGAUGAUGAGGAUGGUGGCGGGGACGGUGGGGGCGGUGACAAAGAGGGCGAAGACGACGAAAACGACGAAGACGAAGAGGAGGAGGCGCACAAGACGAAAAGUAGUCACGACGGGAAGAACAGAAAUGGUCUCUCAGGCAUCAGCUUUGUAUGGCCAAAACCUGAGGAGGUUGAAGCGCGUAUGAGAGAAUUGCGAGCCAGUGAAAAUUCGGGUAUUUUUGUGGGAGAUUUCAGCAACUUUGACGAUGCUUUGAGGAAGACAGGGAUGAAUUACCAAUGGCGACAAAGGGCCUAUAUAGAAGGGCGUCUCACCAUCGAAGGCCGUUCGGCUAAGGUUGAGGUGAAGUGUGGGAGGGAUCGCUGCGACGCAUGUCUUGUAUACAGUUUGCGGCGUGAGACAGAGUGUAAGGUGCUUGUGACGCAUACCUGCGCACCUGCGGUGUUGAGCUUCAGAUGUUCAGUGUCCUCUACAUCUAUGUACAAUGCCAGGAAAUGUGUUUUUACUCGCUUUCCCAGAUAUGUACAUUUUGUCUGGCCGGUAGGCGGUGGGUCGCCUCAGUAUUUCCAAGCCCUCGUUGGUUUCCAAUUUCAAACCGCCUUCUCACAACCGUUCAACAAAACGUUUCAGGUCGAUCUGUCUGCUCACUGUUGA
Molecule: messenger RNA, 1116 nt
Organism: Morchella sextelata
Lineage: Eukaryota; Fungi; Ascomycota; Pezizomycetes; Pezizales; Morchellaceae
Exons: 3
Coding region: 1-1116 (371 amino acids)
Source: RefSeq, a predicted model, not a curated record